This is a messenger RNA of Brachypodium distachyon (stiff brome), 3264 nucleotides long. RefSeq names its product probable LRR receptor-like serine/threonine-protein kinase At4g37250. NCBI's taxonomy places the organism in Eukaryota, Viridiplantae, Streptophyta, Magnoliopsida, Poales, Poaceae. The record is from RefSeq and is a predicted model, not a curated record. Gene Ontology annotation, biological process: protein phosphorylation. The transcript has 2 exons. Bases 439 to 3105 code for a protein of 888 amino acids. Gene Ontology annotation, molecular function: protein kinase activity; ATP binding; protein binding.
AACGACCGCUGCACUGCACUGCUCUCACUCUUCCUUUCUUCUCGAAUCUCCCCACCCAAAAAUUUCGAAUUUUUUUACCCCAAUGAAUUGAUAAAAAUCCGCGUGGAACGCCCUUCCUUACUCCUCCUUCCUUCCCCCACAUGCCCUGCCAUUGCCAGCCCACCCUGCCGCUGCUUCCUCAUCCUCUUCCUCCUCGUCCCGACCCCCUUCCAUUUCUCUACUGCUAGUACUCCACUAGCUAGCGCCUAGCGCCGAUCUCCGGACAAGGUCCGGUCAGCUCCGGUCAACCCGCCACCAGCCAGUCCUGGCAGCUGCCUCCCAGGCUUCGGCUUCCGGGCUGUACAUCCCGACUCGGCUCACAUCCCAUCCAUGGCGUCCUUGUCGGUGCCGCUGUGGGAUUGAUUAGUUUCAAAUUCGCGCCGCGGCGGCCAAGCGCAGAUGGAGUGGAGGAGGAGGCGCGGCGGCGGCGGCGGAGAAGGUGGUGUCGGCGGCGGCACUGGGGUGGCGGCGUUGUUGCUCCUCCUCGCGCUCGCGACGGUCCCCGGCGCGCGCGGGCUGGACGACGACGGCGCAAACUCAGACGCCGCGCUGCUGCUCUCCUUCAAGCGCGCCGUCACCGCCGACCCGCUCGGCGUCCUCUCCGCCUGGUCCCUCUCCCCCUCCGACUCCGGCUCCGGCCAGUACUCCUCCUCCGCCUGCGCCUGGAACGGCGUCAUGUGCAACGGCUUCCCCGCUUCCCCCAACGCCACCUCCCCACCGCCGCCCGUCAACGCCACUUCCAACUCCAACUCCACCGCCGCCGCCAUCGACGCGGCGUCUCUGGCGGCAGCCACGACGGUGUCCCGGGUCAUAGGCCUAGUCCUCCCCAACGCGCAGCUCUCGGGCACCAUCCCGGCCGACCUCGCCCGCAUCCCCCACCUCCGCCACCUCGACCUCUCCAACAACGCCUUCAACGGGACCCUCCCGUCAGCCCUCCUCCUCAACGCCUCCGAGCUCCGGGUCCUCUCGCUCGCCGGCAACGACCUCUCCGGCUCCCUCCCUGUCCCUUCGUCCUCCUACCCCAACACCAGCCUCCUCCAGGAGCUCAACGUCUCCGACAACGCGCUCUCCGGCACCCUUCCCGCAGAACUCCUCCGCCUCCCAUCCCUCGCCGCGCUGGCCCUCGCCAACAACUACCUCGCCGGCGGGCUCCCGGGCGGCGGGCUCGGGGACGCGCUAGAAGUCCUCGAUCUGAGCGACAACUACUUCGAGGGCUCCCUACCGUCGGAUUUCGGCGGGGUCAAGCUGAGGACGAUGAACGUCUCCUCCAACAGGCUUACCGGAGAUCUCCCGGUGAUGCUCGCGGCUGUAUUGCCCGCGAACGCGACGGUGGAUCUGUCGGGGAACAACUUCACGGGCGCGGUCCCGGCGGCGGGGGUGUUCGGCGCGCAGCCGGCGGCGGCGUACGAGGGGAAUCCCAGGCUCUGUGGCCCGCCGCUGGACCGCUCCUGCUCCAUCCCCUCCUCGCUGUCCAAGCCGCCUAAUGGGACCGACUCGCCGCCGGCGUUCGCGGCCAUUCCCAAGAGUUCGGGGCGAGGUGUGCCGCCGGGGGAUGCCGCUGAGGGGCAGGGCCCGGGUGGUGGUGGGCAGGGGAAGCUGCGGCCCGCGGCGAUUGUCGCCAUUGUUGCCGGUGACCUUGCCGGCGUCGGGAUUCUCUUCGCGCUCUUCUUGUAUGUUUACCAUGUCAGGAAGAGGCGGCGGGAGCGUGGCAUGGCGCCGCCGCCGCAGCAGCAAAAGAGCGCCCGAGGAGGAGACGGCUCAGUGAAGACGGUGGAUAUGGACGUCGCCGGAGUUAGAGAAGACAGGGCGUCCACGUCCACGGGGUGCUGCAUUGGCCGCAGGAAGAGCGACGGCUCGGAAAGCUCCUACUGCACGGCGUCGUCUUCGGACGCGGGCUCCGAUGGCGACGAGGACAUCAAGAGGAGACACCCCGGCAGCUUCAUCGGCUGGACCACGCCGCAGCACCACAGCAAGAAGCACAACGAACAGCAGCAGCAGGCGGCGCAGGCGCCGGCUCCGGCGACGCUGGUGACUGUGGACGGGGGCGGCGGCGAGCUGGAGAUGGAGACGCUACUCAAGGCGUCGGCCUACAUCCUCGGUGCCACCGGGUCGAGCAUCGUGUACAAGGCCGUGCUCGCCGACGGCACGGCGCUGGCUGUUAGGCGCAUCGGCGAGAGCGGUGGCGCCGAGAAGCUCAAGGACUUCGACGCGCAGGUGCGUGCCGUCGCCCGGUUCCGGCACCCCAACGUCCUCCGGCUCCGGGGGUUCUACUGGGGCGCCGACGAGAAGCUCCUCAUACAUGACUACGCCGCCAACGGCAGCCUCGCCAACAUCGCAUUCACCAGGCGGUUCGGCGCAUCGUCAUCACCGAUGCACUUGAGCCUGGAGGCGCGGCUGCGGAUCGCACGGGGCGUGGCGCGAGGGCUGGCAUAUAUCCACGAGAAGAAGGGCGUGCACGGGAAUGUCAAGCCAAGCAACAUCCUACUUGGCGCUGACAUGGAGCCAUGGAUCGGGGACCUGGGGCUGGACCGUCUAGUGUCCGGCGAGGGCAUGUAUCGGAGCGGCGUGGGAGCAUCAGCGCGACUGUUCGGGAGCAAGCGGUCCAUGCAUUCAACGAGCAGCCUGCCGGACCUGUCCCAGAUGCCUGGGGGUGCCGGGGCGAGCCCGUGCACCUCCUCCUCGUCGACAGCCCCGCCGCCAUACCAGGCACCAGAGUGCCUCAAGAACCUGCGGCCCAAUGCCAAGUGGGACGUCUACUCCUUCGGCAUGGUGCUCCUGGAGCUGCUCUCCGGGAGGGUCUACUCGGAGGUGGAGCUGUGCCAAUGGCACGCCGGCUCUGUCGCCUCCGCCACUGCUGAUGAGCAGCGCGGUCGCGUGCUGCGGAUGGCUGACCCCACGCUCCGUGGCGAGGCAGACGGCAACGAGGACACCCUGCUUGGCUGCUUCAGGCUCGCCUUCGCCUGCUGUGCCAUGGCGCCUGGCAAGAGGCCCUCCAUGAGGGACGCUGCCGUGCUUCUCGACAGGAUGCCGGCAGCCUCCACCUCCACCGCCGAGACUCCUUACUGAUGGCUUGGCAAUAACUUGACAGGGAACCAUGGAUGAUGGUAGGGUAGUAAAAAAGAUUCAGUCUUACUGAUGGCGACCUUACUGUUUGUAGAUUUCGUGUCACUAAUUUUGACGAUCCUGUGAUUAACCCUUUUUUGCAAACUUGCUGUUUACUGCUCU